AUGUCGCAGAAUCCGCCCCCAUUGCCCCCGGGGUGGACGCAGCACACCGCUCCCACGGGCCAUGCCUACUUCUACCAUGCCCAGUCUGGUACCUCUACAUACACCCACCCGGCCCUUGCACAGGCCGUCCCUCUCCGCGAGGCCCCUGCAAUACGCCAGGACGGCCAGCUUCCCAAGCCUCGCAAGGAGAAACCUCGACGCAAGGAUCCCAUACCCGGUGCUGAAGGCUGGCUGCGCGUGAUCACCAACCUCGACAACGUCUUCUACUUUCACACCGAGUCUAGACGCUCGCUAUGGACCGUGCCGGACGAAAUCAAGGAGCAGGUGGCCGCAAUGCAGCGGGCAGAAACCGACGCACCUGCGGCCGCUGAUCCACCUGCUCCGGAGGCUCGUAGCCCCACGCAGAUGGAUACCCAGUCGGUCGGUGGUUCAGCAUCAGGCACAGAUGCUAAGCGUAAAGCAGAAGAGGGCGUGCCUCUGACCACCUUUGAAGCUCCCGCCGGUGCCAAACGCGCUCGUGUCGACUCUGCAAGCGAGGUGGACGUCGCCGAGUCUCUGGACGGACAGAGCGAAGGUGACGCGGAUGACGAGGGCGACGAAGCAUGGCAAAGGGCCAUGGCCGCCGAGAUGGCCGCCGAGGCUGAGCUGCUCGAGGACCCACAUCCGCCGCCGCAGGCUUCGCCUCCCGCCGAGCCUCCGGCAGCCGGCCCGGACAGCGCGACAGCUCAGGGCUCUGGGGCGGACUCGGCAUCUUCAGCGCCGUCGCAGCGGCCCAACCACGGCCCCUUUAUCCCACCACCGUCAAUCGAGCUCUCACAAGACGAGGCCAAGGCGCUUUUCAUGCGCAUGCUCACUUCGCUCAAUGACACUCCCAACGAGGUCAAUCCGAUGGCGCCGUGGGACAAGGAACUUCCAAAGUUUGUGCAUCAGCCGGCCUAUUCUAUCUUGCCACAGCUCAGGGAUCGUCAGGACGCCUUCAACGAGUGGUGCAAGCUAAGGAUCCGCGAGAAACGUGCGGUCAAGGUGGCCGGCAAUAAAGCAGCCUCUUCCAACGCCGCAGCAACACCCGAGGCUAUGUCAGACGGGCGCGCCUCGGAAAGCUCUCUCGGAUCUCACGCGCUCGAACAGUAUCGUCAGCUGCUCGAAUCGGAGGUCAAGUCGACCCGGACGAGGUUCGACGACUUUCGCAAGGCCUGGAGGAAGGAUCGAAGGUUCUUCGAGUUUGGUCGGGAUGAUCGAGAGAGGGAGAGGGCCUUCAAAUCCUGGCUGCAGGAGUUAGGCGAACGCAAGCGCAAAGCCGCACUCGCCGCCGAAGCCGACUUUCUCGACCUUCUUUCCUCAAAGCUAUCCACCUCUCUCGCCGCCGACCUAAAGACGGCCGUCCGAAGCAACAAUGGCAACGAAACGGAGGCCGUCGCGGCUCUCUGGCGCGAUGCCAAGAGGACACCAGACCUGGACACCGACUCCCGCUACGAUGCCGUCGGGAGUUCCACGCGCCGUGCUGAACUGUUCGCCGAAUGGCUCAAAGGCCGUCGCCGCGCUGCCGGCGAGCCGCAUGACGAGGCUAGAGGAUCGUUGAAAGUACAAGACAAGCAGCAGUCAAAGCAAGAAAGCACGCGACAGGCUCUCCGUGAGAGGGAGAACAAGGUCAGGAGGGAAAGGGCUGCCGUCGAGGCUCGCAACCGGGCCGCGUACGGUGCUGCCACUCGGGGCGACAGCCACCUGCAGUUCCAGCAGCUCCUCCUCGAUGCGAUCCGAGAUGCGACCGAUGAGCCUCUGUCUUCCCCAUCUAUCCAGGGAAAGCUUUCCGGCGAUCCACGAUUCGAGGCUCCCGGCCUGUCGCGCCGCGACAAGGAUGGCUUGUACCAAGAGCACCUUCAGCGGCUCCGACGGAAGCGCCGCGCCGCCCUGAGGGAUGUCUUCAAGACGCAUGCCCCGGAACUGGACGCCGAACGGGACGACGUGCUGGCGAGGGUCAAGGAGGACGUACGCAUGGGCGGUGCAUCUCUGAGCACCUUUCUCGGCGAUGAGGCUGCCCUAGCCGACGAGUACGGCAAGUGGAUCAAGGAUCGCGAGGCGACGGCCCGCCAAGAUUUCUUUGACAUGCUCAAAGAGUCCGCCUUCGUGGAGUUCUGGGGACGCAUGCGUAAAGAGGCUCUGGCAAAGUCCACUGACGACAACGUCGGACAUGGUCGCGGCGACGACAUCAAUGACGAAGGCGAGGAAGAAGAAGCGACCCUGAUCGACAUGGCGAGAAAGGUGGAUCUGAACGAAAUUGAGGCAGUCCUGCGGAACGAUCAAAGGUACAGAAUGUGGAGGCACCUUCCGCACAAGAGGGAAGAAUGGAUCCGGGAACAUCUGGCCGCACUUGCCAGGCCGAAGAGGAGCGUCUAUGAACGCGACGACUGA
Messenger RNA from Pseudozyma flocculosa PF-1, 2409 nucleotides. RefSeq lists its product as uncharacterized. NCBI's taxonomy places the organism in Eukaryota, Fungi, Basidiomycota, Ustilaginomycetes, Ustilaginales, Ustilaginaceae. The transcript is spliced from 5 exons. The record is from RefSeq and is a predicted model, not a curated record. Gene Ontology annotation, cellular component: nucleus. Gene Ontology annotation, molecular function: transcription coregulator activity; RNA polymerase binding. The coding region runs from base 1 to 2409 and encodes 802 amino acids.